AUGGCUGAUGGCACAACAUCGAGCUUCUUCGAUGCCACCGAAGUCAACUAUGACGAUGGAGCGGUUCCCGAUGAAGCUUUUCUAGCAAGUAUCAUUCUCUUAGGACCUAGCGAAACUGCCAGAUCGGAACGGAUCGCUCUCCCCAACCGCACACUACAACCGCGGCGUCUGAAACCGAUACCGGUGACAUCACACACCCGCACCACUUACUACUUGAAAUAUCGUUGCCACAACGACCCAAGAGCAACUGGUCGCUGA
This is a messenger RNA of Phytophthora nicotianae INRA-310, 258 nucleotides long. RefSeq lists its product as hypothetical. NCBI's taxonomy places the organism in Eukaryota, Oomycota, Peronosporomycetes, Peronosporales, Peronosporaceae. The transcript has a single exon. Bases 1 to 258 code for a protein of 85 amino acids. The record is from RefSeq and is a predicted model, not a curated record.